This is a messenger RNA of Momordica charantia (bitter melon), 2352 nucleotides long. RefSeq names its product wall-associated receptor kinase-like 14. The record is from RefSeq and is a predicted model, not a curated record. Gene Ontology annotation, molecular function: protein kinase activity; ATP binding. Lineage: Eukaryota; Viridiplantae; Streptophyta; Magnoliopsida; Cucurbitales; Cucurbitaceae. Gene Ontology annotation, biological process: protein phosphorylation.
UAGGAUAAUAAAGUCAAAGUGUCAAGAAACUUCCCCCCUCUGCUUUCCCUUGCUUCAACUCCACAACUUCCGGCACAAAAAAAAAUCCAGUCCAGAUGCCGAGAAAAUUCCUCAUUUUCCCGGAAAAUCUUACCCAAACAACAACAUUUUCUCGAUCUUCUCCACUGUCUCAUCUCCAUCCAUGAUCCCAGAAAACCCAAUUCACAUUUCCCCAAAAUUUCCCCUUCUUCUUCUUCUGCUAAUUUCAUCAGUCAACGCAGAGGCAGAGGCCAAGUGUUCGAAAUCAUGCGGCUCCGGCCACCGGCCUCACGAUUUCCCCCACCCAUUCGGGUUCUCCGCCGCCUGCCAAAUCCGCCUGAACUGCACCCGCGACGGCGCCGCCCUGAUCGGAGAGUUCCCCGUCGAAUCCAUAAACUCCGACCACAUAAAAGUGAUGAUGGGGGCCAAAUGCAACCGCCGGCUCCACGCGAUCCGGCAAUUCUUCAGCCGCAACUACGCGCCGACGGCCCACAACGCCAUUCUUUUACAAAAUUGCUCCUCCCCGGUUUCCAGCUGCCUACUUCCGACGACGAUGGUUCAGACCAAAUUCGAGUCCCCGAAUUGCGCCUCCGUCAACGCCAGUAGCAUCAGCUGCUACACCCAAAACGGCGUCGGUUUUUUGGACUUGGAAAAUCUGACCCGGACCCACUGCGAUUACCUCCUCUCCUCGAUUUCGGCGGAGUCGCUGAGUUCCAACUCCUCCGCCGGAAUCUCUCUGGAGAUUCAGGCCGUGGAGCUCGAGUGGUGGCUGGAGGGCGGCUGCCGGCGAUCCUGCCAUGAAGAUGCCAAUUGUACGGAGCUAAUUUCGCCGACUGAUGGGAGGCCGUCUCACCGGUGCCACUGCCCGGAAGGCUUGGUCGGCGACGGGUAUUCCGCCGGCACUGGCUGCCGGAAAGCUCCUUCUAAUUGCGGCACGACAACCAAGUACAUUUACAACGAGUGCGGAACUGCAGCAGCAACAACAAGAAUCGCCAUUCUCAUCGGAACCGCCAUCGGCGGAGCCGCCGUACUGCUUACUCUCGGCCUAUUCUGCUGCUUCAUCCGACGCAGUUCCGAUCCCAAAGCCACGCGCAUAAACACAAUCACCAGACGCCGCCUCUCCGAAGCCACCACCGGCGCCUCCACCAUCCAAAUUUACGCCCACAAAGAGAUCCGGAAAGCCACCCACAAUUUCUCCGACACCCACCGCCUCGGCACCGGCGCGUACGGCACCGUCUACGGCGGGAAGCUACGCGCCGACGAGUGGGUCGCCAUCAAACGGUUCAAGAAUCGCGACAGCGCUGACAGCAUCGAACAAGUCCUCAACGAAAUCGAACUAAUUUCAUCCAUCAACCACCCGAAUCUCGUCCGUCUUCUGGGGUGCUCCAUAGAAUCCGGCGAGCAAAUUCUGGUGUACGAGUUCAUGGCGAACGGCACAUUGAGCCAGCAUCUGCAGAAACAGAGAGGCGAGGGGCUGCCCUGGCCGGUCCGCCUCGACAUCGCCGUCGAGACCGCCCAGGCGAUCGCGUAUCUCCACUCGGCGAUUAACCCGCCCAUUUUUCACAGAGACAUUAAAUCGAGCAACAUUUUGCUGGACGGGAAUCUGAAAUCGAAGGUGGCGGAUUUCGGGCUUUCGAGAUUGGGGAUGGCGGAAAUUUCCCACAUCUCGACGGCUCCUCAGGGGACCCCCGGGUACGUGGAUCCGCAGUACCAUCAGGAUUUCCAUCUCUCCGACAAGAGCGACGUGUACAGCUUCGGCGUGGUCCUGGUGGAGCUGAUCACCGCCAUGAAAGCGGUGGAUUUCUGCCGGGCGAAGAGCGAGGUGAACUUGGCGGCGGUGGCCGGCGAGAGGAUCGGGAGUGGGCGGGUGAUGGAGAUUGUGGAUCCGUGGAUGGAGAUUGAGAAGGAUGAAUUGGGGGUUUGGUCGGUGCAGAGGAUCGGGGAGGUGGCGUUCAGGUGCUUGGCGUUUCAGAGGGAUGUGCGGCCGUCGAUGGUGGAGGUGGCGGCGGAGCUGGAGGAGAUACGGCGGAGAUGGAAGUGCAAGGAAAUUUUGUUAGGGGAAAGUGGGAGCUGGAAAUCGAGCCAUGGAGACGGAGGAGAUUACUUUUCCAGAGGCUCUGUUGAAGAUUCGUGGCUCAGUGAACAGAGCUCGCCGUCGUCCAGUAGUUUGCUAAAUAAUGUGAUUUUAUGAUCCUACUUUUCGAUUUUAUUAGUUCUUUUUUUUUUCCCUUUUUUGAGGUUUGUUUGAUGUAUUUUUUUAGAAAAUAAAUUUGAAAUUAAUUUACACGAUGAGGAAACGAUUUGAGCAAAAGGGUUAAUUAUAAAUUUGGCAGU